CCGAACUAAAUAAGGAUCUUAAAGUGUUAUAAAAGAAUAUAGAAAUAUUAAAAGUUAUAAAAAGUGAUUGUGAAAUGGAUGUUUAAGGAUAAUGAAAAUGAUUUAAUAUUAGUUGUGUUUAGUUCUCAUAUAAAAAUGAAAAAAAAAUGUGUUAAACGAACCAGUGUGUUUGUUUUUCAUGUAAAAAUGUCGAUGUGGUUAAAUUGCCGAAACCUUAGAGUUGUCAUAACCUUGAGGUGGGUUAAAAUAAAGUCACUACAGUAAGAAGUGACGUCGACCUUCGUAACGCAAGCUUAACACAAUCUUACCGUGACCGGAAGUUGCCAAAAUGGGUUUUUGGUCGGGCCUGAAAGCGAUCGUGGUCUCGGUGGCGGCGUUUCUUGGCCUUACAAGCAAUGAGGCGUGUUUCGGUGGACUCGGCUGCUUUUCUAACAAGGCACCCUUCGACAACGCGGGCGGCUAUCUACCACAGGCUCCUGCUGACAUCAAAGUGGAGUUUCUAUUAUACACUCCUCAGAACCGUGCCGUGCCCCAGGUGAUCUCCGCUGACGCCGCCGUCCUGCGCGCCUGCCACCUUUCGUCUAUUCGGAAGUCGGUGUUCAUCAUCCAUGGUUACCGGGAUAACCCAUAUGCGUCCUGGGUCACCGACAUGAAGGACGCCCUCCUCUCGCAGACAGACGUAAACGUGGUGUCGGUUGACUGGGGGCGCGGGGCGGAUAAAUCAGACUAUGACCAGGCGGCAGCCAACACGCGCGUCGUUGGUGCCCUCAUCGCGCAGCUUCUCACCGCUCUCCGAGACUUUCGGUCUCUUAACUACAAGGACGUCCAUCUGGUGGGCCACAGCCUGGGUGCCCACAUCGCCGGGUACGCCGGUGAACGUAUGAACAAGUCCGUGGGAAGAAUUACAGGCCUUGACCCUGCAGGACUGUCGUUCGAGGCAGACCCAGAGGAGGUACGUCUGGAUCCCGGUGACGCUCUGUUUGUCGACGUCAUACACACAGAUGCUCAACCCCUUAUUUCACUAGGGUUUGGGACAAAGUUACCAAUGGGUCACGUGGACUUCUACCCGAAUGGCGGGAAAGACCAGCCCGGCUGUACGCGCUCAGCCAGCGACCACCUAUUCAAACUCAUCACAGGAAAAUUUACAAGUUUUCGGGAGGGCAUCGCGUGCGACCAUUCACGUGCUCAGGACUACUUUACCGAGUCAAUAACCUCCACGUGCCGAUUCACGGCCAGCUGGUGUCUAAAUUAUGACGCGUUUAAACGCGGCGACUGCCCCUGCGGUAAGUCGCCGUGCGUCUCCAUGGGAUUCUACGCACGCGCAAAUGCCACGCGCGGAAAGUACUUUCUAGAUACGGCCGACAAGUCUCCUUUCUGUUUAACUCGGAACUCGUUAUGAUUCGUUUUACGAUAUAUAAUGUAUUAUAAAGUGAAUAAACGUAAAGUCGGUUUAGAUGAUGUGUUGCAUUUUUAUGCUCCCCGAAGGAGGAGUAUAUAGAAAUAUGGAAAUAAAGGGAGUGCAGUGUACAAGAACCAGAUCCGAUCACGCAUAUUUAUUAAGUUACAUCCCCUUAACCAUGUUUUCAUAAAUCCAUCCAUCCGUCAAACCUUUCACACUCUUGUUCGGAGUUCGGAGAAGAACUUCAAAGCUACUGAUGGGAUUGAAAUAAACUUGUUGUGAUCUGAUUUCUUAAACAACAUUUUCUGUAAAUUACUUCCCGCUACCACUUAUGGCAAACAACACAUAUAUCUCUGAUAAGCCAACGUCAAGAAGCUAGGUGGUUUCCUGCUUGGUGAUCGAUAUCUUUUCAAUUUAAGCUAUGAAAUAGUGAGAAAAGGUGACUUCAAUUCCUGGUCACAAUUAUGAAAAUAUGCUCUUUUUAAAUAGAAGCGUGGAC
Molecule: messenger RNA, 1898 nt
Organism: Mya arenaria
Lineage: Eukaryota; Metazoa; Mollusca; Bivalvia; Myida; Myidae
Product: pancreatic triacylglycerol lipase-like
Exons: 7
Coding region: 329-1399 (356 amino acids)
Biological process (GO): lipid metabolic process
Molecular function (GO): lipase activity
Source: RefSeq, a predicted model, not a curated record